Molecule: messenger RNA, 841 nt
Organism: Mya arenaria
Lineage: Eukaryota; Metazoa; Mollusca; Bivalvia; Myida; Myidae
Product: complement C1q-like protein 2
Exons: 4
Coding region: 146-790 (214 amino acids)
Molecular function (GO): protein binding
Source: RefSeq, a predicted model, not a curated record
AGGGAGCUACGAGCUGAAAUCGAAGCUCUCAAAGUAAAAGACCGCGAACACGAAACCAUGUUUUUGGCUUUAAGAGAUGCGCUCAAAGAGCAGGAUGAUUUGAUGCAUCACCAAACCAGACAGCUACAACAACAGUUGGAGACUAAUGCCAACUUCAAGUCUUGUGCGAGGGGUACAAGACGAGAACAAUGCAUUGAGAGAAUUGAUCAAUGAUCAGUCUAGACUCAUUAGUAAACAACAGAAGAAACUGUUUGAAAUAGAACAAACCCUCUACAUAGAAAGACAGACAGACACUGCAGAAAACACACAAGCCAACGAUGAAGACGAAAAUGAUGAUGAAGUCACUGCCCAGAAAAACAAGGCUAGGAUACCUCGUAUGAUUACCUCGAACCAGUCUAUCGCCUUUCACGCACUAAGUAACGCUUACGAGCAUACCCACGUUGGAAUCCAUCAACCCAUCUUAUUUGAAAGUGUCCUUACUAAUUUAGGAGGAGAAUUUCAUUUUAAUCAUGGAACAUUCAUAGCGCCAACACACGGACUUUACCUAUUUUCAGUAACCAUUUUAAGUAGUGGUAUCGACAUUAUGUCGGAAAUGGUCAAGGACGGAACAGUACUUGGUCGAAUUUUAAGUCAAGGAGAUGGUUCGAAACAUGCUCAAUCGUCUAUCACUAUAGUUUCAGUACUUCAGGCAGGAAAAGAAGUAUGGGUACGCGUAAAAGGCCCAGCCGAUACAUCUUAUUGGGGAGAAUUGUACACAUCCUUCACUGGAGUUCUGCUUAAUUUUGUUUAGUUGCCUUAUAAUGACGUCAUAUCUUCAUUGUGUGUUUACGUAUACACAUGU